UCAACACCCCUUCCCUCUUCGCUCGCUCCAUUUCCCAAUAGUUCUCGAGGCAAGUCCAAUAAUACGGGGAGGGGAGAAGAUCUAAAAUCCUCGCUUCCAUCUUCCAUUUCCCAUUUCCGACCGGCUAUGGCGUCGCCUCGAAUCCUCCCGUCUUCUCCCCUUCAGAAGCUCGCAACCUUCAAAGACCCCGCCUUCUCCCCGGCGACGGCGAUGGGGCUGCCCUCCUCCUCCGAUGCGUCCCCUCUCGACUCCUUCGCCUCCGACCCCGUCUUCUCCGCCUUCCUCUCCCCUGACUUCGACUCCGCCCGCUUCUCCUCUCAGGCACUCAGCUCCGGCUCUGCCGCCGCCCGAGCCGAGUCCCUCCAAGAUGCCAUCCGCCUCCUCGAGAAGCACCUUCGCUCCGAGGUCCUCGCUCGCCACUCCUCCCUCCUCUCUCAGCUCUCCUCCCUCCGUGACGCCGAGUCCUCCCUUUCCGCCGUCCGCUCCGGCGUCGCCGCCCUCCAGUCCUCCCUCCGCCGCGCCCGCCAGGAGAUCGCCGAGCCCCGCCGCCUCGUCCGCUCCCACACCCUCCAGCUCUCUAACCUCCAUGCCGCCGCCGACCUCCUCCAGUCCUCCGCCCGCCUCCUCCGCCUUUCCCGCAAGCUCCGCGACCUCAUGUCCCAUCCCCCCGACCGCCUCGACCUCGCCAAGGCCGCCGAGAUGCACCGCGAGAUCGAGCUCCUCUACGAGGAGCGCGGCCUCGCCGGCAUCUCCGUCGUCGAGGACGAGAUCCGCUGGCUUUCCGACACCGGAAACCGCCUCCGAUCCGAGGCCAUGAAGGCCGUCGAGAGGGGCAUGGACGAGUCCAACCAGAACGACAUCUGGUGCGGCCUCCAGGUGUUCUACAACCUCGGCGAGCUCAGAUCCACGGUCGACUCUCUCAUCAACAAGUACAAGGGGAUCGGGGUGAAGAGCGUGGGGUCGGCACUGGACAUGAAGGCGAUCUCGGCAUCGUCGGGGGCAUUUGGGCCCGGCGGAGUGCAGAGGAGCGGAACGCCGCAGAUCGGGGGAGGCAAGAGGGCAGGAGAGGCCCUUUGGGAGAGGAUGGGCCGGUGCAUGGAUGAGCUUCACAAGGUGAUGACGGCUGUGUGGCAGCUCCAGACGGUUCUCUCGAAGAAGAGGGUCCCAUUCACGCAGAUCUUGUUCCUCCAUGAGGUCUGGCAGGAGGGAGACCCUCUACUAACAGAUCGGGUCUGGGAAGCACUUGUCAAAGCUUUUGCUAGCCAAAUGAAAUCUGCCUUCACUGCAUCAAGUUUUGUCAAAGAAGUAUUCACUCAUGGGUAUCCAAAACUAUUUACCAUGGUAGAAAAUCUUCUUGAAAGGAUUUCACGCGAUACUAUUGUGAAAGGGUUUCUACCAGCUCUCACACCUGCAGGAAAGGAUCAAAUGGUUGCUUCCAUUGAUAUAUUCCAGACAGCCUUUCUGGCUCUCUGCCUAAGUCGCCUCUCUGAUUAUGUUAAUAACAUAUUUCCCGUAUCAAGCCGUGGAAGUAUUCCUUCAAAGGACCAGAUCUCAAAAAUCAUAUUGCGUAUCCAGGAAGAGAUUGAAGUCGUUAGAAUGCAUGGGCACUUGAUGCUUCUCGUUUUGCAUGAAAUUGGCAAAGUUUUACUCUUAUUAGCUGAGAGAGCUGAAUACCAGAUAUCCACAGGUCCUGAAGCUCGUCAAGUUACAGGUCCUGCAACUCCGGCCCAACUCAAGAAUUUUGCCCUCUGUCAGCAUCUCCAGGAGAUCCAUACACGCAUUUCCAGCGCUACGUCAUCUCUACCAACGGUUGCCUCUGAUGUCCUGUCACCAUCUCUUGGUGUCAUCUAUGGAGUUGCCUGCGACUCAGUCACCUCCCUCUUCCAAGCCAUGCUUGAUCGUCUCGAGUCCUUUAUCAUUCAAAUCCACGAACAGGACUUUGGGGACCGGGGACUGGAUGCAGCAAUGGAUAAUAAUGCCUCUGCUUACAUGGAAGAGUUUCAAAAAUGCACAGUCCAUUUCCGGAAUGAGUUUCUAUCUAAACUCCUGCCUUCUUCUGCCUCACGUUCAGAGACCAUAUGCACCAGGCUUGUGCGGAGAAUGGCCUCUCGAGUCCUCAUAUUCUUCAUUAGACAUGCUGCUCUGGUGAGGCCUCUUUCUGAGUCAGGCAAGCUAAGGAUGGCAAGGGACAUGGCAGAGCUGGAGCUAGCAGUUGGCCAGAACUUGUUUCCCGUGGAGCAGCUUGGCGCACCAUACCGGGCACUUCGUGCUUUCCGGCCUGUGAUCUUCUUGGAGACAUCUCAGCUCAGUGGUUCUCCACUUCUUCAGGAUCUGCCACCCAGUGUGAUACUCCAUCACCUUUACUCUCGAGGCCCUGAUGAGCUGCAAUCACCAUUACAAAGGAACAAGCUCACCCCGCUUCAGUAUUCAUUGUGGCUUGAUUCACAAGGGGAUGAUCAAAUUUGGAAAGGAAUUAAGGCAACCCUUGAUGAUUAUGAGAUAAAGGUUCGAGCUCGAGGAGACAAGGAGUUCAGUCCAGUAUAUCCUCUCAUGCUUCAGAUCGGAUCAUCAUUGGCUGAGACCACAUCAUCUCAGUUGUGAUAUGUUUUUCUAUGGAACAUGCGAUGAUAGGAACAGAUCUGAGAGCCUGUUCCCAUGGAGUUGCUUUGCUAGAAGUACCUGUUUCUAUUUUGACAUACAUUUCCCAUAUCAGCAACUUGCUAAAUUUGGCAAACUAAUUGGUAGUGUACAUGAACCUUCUACAGCAUUGCUUUUUUACAUAGAGGCCUUGCAUGCUCUCAAAUUCUUGUUUGGUGCAUGUUACCAAGUUGAAUUGUUGUAAAUUAUUCAAUUACUUACUGGAGAUGUUGGUUAGUCAAAUAGUUCCUGAUCACCAUUCAUGAAUUA
Phoenix dactylifera (date palm) is the source of this 2907-nucleotide messenger RNA. RefSeq names its product Golgi transport complex protein-like protein. Gene Ontology annotation, cellular component: COG complex. Gene Ontology annotation, biological process: intra-Golgi vesicle-mediated transport. Lineage: Eukaryota; Viridiplantae; Streptophyta; Magnoliopsida; Arecales; Arecaceae. The record is from RefSeq and is a predicted model, not a curated record.